Sitophilus oryzae (rice weevil) is the source of this 731-nucleotide messenger RNA. Its product is annotated as syntenin-1-like. Bases 372 to 716 code for a protein of 114 amino acids. The transcript has 2 exons. Lineage: Eukaryota; Metazoa; Arthropoda; Insecta; Coleoptera; Curculionidae. The record is from RefSeq and is a predicted model, not a curated record.
UACUCUUAUUGACAUUGUUGAAGUCCAAGGUCCAAGUUAAGGUCCGAGUGUUUUCCUUUAUAUCUAUUAUUUUUUAUGGUGUUUGUUUUUCAUUCUGACAAAUUGGAGUUGGUUGCGAAUUCCAAGAUUCCAAGUAUUUUUUAUCUUUUUGUGAAUCAUAAUUAUUCCGUGAUUAUACCAUAUUAUUAAAAAUUUGAUCUCUUUUAUGUGGAGAUCAGACAUUGGCAUAGUUUUAGACCAAGUCUAUUGCUGUAGAAAUUUAAUUGUCGUUGACUAUAAAACGUUUGAUUAAAAGGUAAUUGAUACCGAGGCUAAAAGCAGCUAAAAGCUUUUUAAGCCCUCCAUAGUAGUUGAUUAAAGUAUCCAGGAAAAUGUCUCUCUAUCCUAGUCUGGAGGAUAUGAAAGUUGAUCAGUUGGGUAGAGCUCAAGCAGAAGCAUUUAGCAGCUAUAGCAAUCCUCCACCGUACAAUCCUGGGACUUAUAAUGCAGGAGCUGUGUCAGUGGAUGUCGGAAAUGCAUAUCCAUCCCUUGGUAAUUAUAUGGGAUUGGAAUUAAGUGAACUAGUUAUUAAGGAAAAUAUGCCAGAAUAUCUACAACAUCAGCAAAUAUCAAUUUACCAACAGGUAUUUAUAAUGUUAUUGCUCAUAAUUUUCACAUUUUUUGACCUUUAUUGGGUAAUUCCAGCAGAAUAUUAUUUGUCCAUUCACUAUGACUAAUUCUUCUUUUAAAAC